Molecule: messenger RNA, 9499 nt
Organism: Malaya genurostris
Lineage: Eukaryota; Metazoa; Arthropoda; Insecta; Diptera; Culicidae
Product: kinesin-related protein 6-like
Exons: 3
Coding region: 1123-2322 (399 amino acids)
Source: RefSeq, a predicted model, not a curated record
UGCAAUAAACGCUGCUACAAACUACAAUGUGUUCAAAUGUUGUAUAUUGUAUCUUUUUUUUUUCAUAAUUCCUUUUUCAUUUAAAUAACACUCGUUUACCGCGCAGGGCCGCCCGGUAUCGAUUUUCGGACUGUUUGUUUUCGCACAGUUUACCCGCCAUCUUGGCACGUCGUACAUACGGCAGAAAAGUCGAACGACCUGCACUAGAUGUUUCCCGUCCGUACGUUUGUUUGCGUCGUCGUCGCCAGUUCGUUGUAGGUUGUAGUUUAGCAGCACUGCUGCUCUGGCACUGGGCCUGAACGGAAAAUGAAGCGAAGCCACACAGAUAGCACUGCCAACCAGCACAAACACAGUGACAGCAGCCAGUGCUGGUCGAACGAACCCGAUGCUGUUGUAGUACAGUUUUGACGUCUAUCCGCAUACACUUUUGAACUGGGACAAUUUCGUGAUUCAGUAUUUCUAGAGGCUACCCCGGUUGGAAUAAUACUGAUUUUGGAGAAUACUAUCGAUCUGUCAGUGCGGAAUAGAUCAUACAGAAGAAUUCUAGUGUCGUAUUAUGUGGAAAACAAUAAGAUCGUGUAGAAAAAACGUCUGAAAAUUGAACGGUGUUCUUGUUCAUCGAUUUUCUGGCUAUGAAUAAUUUCCCCAUCACUAUAAUGGUGAAGCGUUCUCUUCUAUCGGAAACUGAGCAAAAAUGCUUUGAAUGUUAUCAAAUGAAAUGAGAAUAGGAUCUAUUGUGGAACGGGGAUAAUCAAACACAGGAAACCACAAAGGAAGAACAUAAACUGUCUAUAUUACCAGUAAAAGUUGCAAUAACUGUCAUUGACAGGCAUGCAGGCAAGCAGGCGUAUAUGACUGUGACAAGUGUGACAAGUGAAAUCCUUCUACAGUUGUCAAACGGGAAGAUAUAAGAAAGCGUGCAAUAGACAUUCCGUGGAACGAUGAUGGACUGAUGAAAAUCCAAUCAGACAAUGAACCUUCAUCGGCAGCAAACGUACUGAAAAGCUAUCCAAAUGUUCUGAACCAUACCGGCUGAGAGAUCCAGUGAGAAAAGUUGCCGCACAACCUGCGAAAUCCCACGCAAUCGUCCUACGUUAGAGACCUUAACAGAGCAAAACAAAAAUGACCUCCGUCAAGGAUACCGCCUCGUUUUUCGCCAACGGCAGCUCGAGUCAGUUCGACUUUGUGCUGAACCUAUACCCUCAGGUACUGAAACUACGGGCAGAAAAUAAAUGCAAGAAACCGGAAGAACUGAUUCGACUCGACGACUGGUACCAGAAUAUGCUGCCGCAGUUAAUCAAAAAACGUGGCAAAGAACCCUUCAUGGUGCACGAAGAACUGGUGCAGACAAUGAGAUGGAAGCAGACUCGGGGAAGGUUCUUUCCGCAGUUGUCGUAUUUGAUCAAGGUGAACACACCGCGUGCCGUUCAAAAUGAAACCAAGAAAGCAUUCAAAAAACUGCCAAACCUCGAACAGGCAAUCACGGCACUGUCCAAUCUGAAAGGCGUGGGCACAACGAUGGCAUCGGCUUUGCUAGCUGCGGCUGCCCCCGAAACUGCACCCUUCAUGGCCGACGAGUGUCUGAUGGCGAUACCGGAAAUCGAAGGCAUUGACUAUACCACCCGCGAGUACAUGAACUUCGUACAGCACAUUCAGGCUACAACGGACCGACUGAAUGAGGAAGUGCAUGGACCGGUGAGUAGUUCGAACAACGACGGCAGUAACGACGAGGAGGAGGAAGACAGCAGCAACGAUGCGCCGAAAAUCGAGAAGAAAUGGUCCCCGCACAAUGUCGAACUAGCCCUGUGGACGCACUACGUUGCGAGAGAACUGCAGCCUGAGCUGUUGGACGAAAUGCCGGCGGCUACGGAUGGCACUAAAAACAGUUACUCGCGAAAUCCGAUAUCUACGGCGAAGACUACCACUACGUCUGCCGCCACGAACGGAGCUUCGGUUUCGCUAGCGUCCUCCGAGAACAACACUAUGGAGGAACCGUCCGAUGAAAGUAAUCUGGACACGGAGCUGGGCAAAGCGACGUCGGAUGAAUCCUCGAAAGAUAACAAGUAUACCGACAGUUUGGAUGAGUGUACCAAGUCGGAGGAUAGUCUGGAGAAGCCCAGUACCACAACGACCAGCAUUCGAAACAACAACAGUGACGAAGUGGUCGACAGUGACUCGCAGAGUAGUGCGAAACAGUCUACGACCGGUGGCGAAGAGGAGGAAGACGACGACGAAGACGAAGAAGAAGACGAGGAGGAGGAUGACGACGAAGAAAGUUCGGCGGACGGUGCUCCGGAGGCGAAGAAGGCAAAGAUCGAUUAAAGCACAGCCGUAAAGAAGUGAGGGUUGAAGGUUGGUGAAUUCAAUGGGGAUCGGAUCAGCGGCGAAUGUUUUCUAAAUUCAAAUACGAACCAGCACUAAUACUCCGACAUUGGCUGACAGCUGAGAAGAAAUACAAAUCAAAAUCAGUUAACAUAAUUAACUUCGAAGCCAGCAACCGACCACGGUGAGCGGACAGUGCGACAAGGACGGCGAUCUGAACUUUCAGGGAGGGGACAAUUUGCUUAUGGCAAAACAAUCAGACGAGGAAAGCGGAUGCAAACAAAAAAAAACAACAAAAAGAUCACAAUGUACAAAUUAUGUUGAACUGAUUGCAAGAGAUGACACUCGGCAGAAUAGGAGAGCAAGAGAAAGAGAUAAUCAGUGUAAGAAACUACUUUUUCAGUCGAACAGAAGAAUGGUGCGAAAGAAACAAGAGAAUGAAAUCCGAUUUAUUACACAUACAACACACGUGGGAUGUCAGUCGCUUUUCCCGCUUGCUGGGAUUUUUUGUUUUCAGGAAAUGAGAUUCGGUAGUAUGUAGUUGGUAGAAAGCUUGCAAUCCUAUCAUUAGGUAGUAAUUUAUUUGACAUUCAUAUAUUUCAAUGCAACCGGGCUGACUUUUCAAAAUGUCACGUGGUGUUCGGUAUCUAAAUUACUCCGAUGAGUUCUAUCUAAUUCCGGAUUUUUCUUUGGCUUAAUUGAAAGAAGUGGGGAAAAACACUUCCCUAAUUAGUUCUUUCUUCGUUAAUUUUACCGCCACCGAAUGAAGGAGGCGUGUCACGUUGAAUUUACCACCAUUUAAUUAUUUCAGUGGCAUGGAAGAAUCCUGUAGAGCCUCCUCGCGUUCGUUGAGUGUGUUUUUCUUCCUUGUUAUAUUGCUGAUGACACUUAGUUUGUGUUUUCAAUUCUUGUUAGAGAUUCUGCUGUCUGACAAGUGGAUGCGUUCACGACUAAGUUUAUGUCAAUAGGCAUCAGAUAAAGUACUGAGGAAUUCUUGUAGUUACGUUGGUUGUAGGUCCAGUAACUUUUUACGCAACUUUACUUAGGCUUUGAACCAAUGCGCGAAUGAUAUUUAUUGACUGGUUAAAAUCUGACAUUUCGAUAGUUAUUUUUUGUCGACGUUAUGCGACGGUGACGUUGUGUGCGAAUGUUUCCAUGAGAAUGGAUUCAAUUAAUUUGAAUGAUAACGGACUUAAAACUGCGAACCAACUCAAAAUUUGACAGACGGAAAGUUAUUUGUAUUUUGCACUGAGAGGAAAAUGAACAUAAGAAGAAUGAGAAAAACUUCCUCCGGUUGAUAUUGCAGAUUGCUUACAAAGCUGGAACUUUGAUACAGUUUCUUAACCACACUCUUUUUUUACAGAAAAACAGUUGUUAAAACAAACGAAAAGAUAGUUUUGCUAUGGACUAUCAGCAUAACUUGCAAUAUCUGCAUAACUGGUAACACUGCUAACACAACAUGAUUGUGUUGUCGUUUAUAAACGUCAGAGUUCUGUCAGUACAGAGCAGCUGCAGUUAGGUUUUUUACCAUCACUGCUAACCUCAAUCAAAUGAACACAUUUUGACAGUUCAGCAGUACUGUUUGUAAACAUAGAUGUUUUUCUUUGUCUGUUGACAAAUUGAAUGAGACCAUUAACGAUCCAUAUCGCCUAAAUAGAGUUUUAAAACAUUUGUUCACGAUUGGAUACGGUUUGUUUUCGAGAUUUUUUAAAUAAAAGUCACUAGUUGCAAAGUGUAAAGAUGAUUGUUUGAGAUGUGUUCUUCGAUUUUUGUUUAAGCUUGUUUGAAAACAGUACCGCUGAACUGUCAAGGAUGAAUUCUUGUUCAUUUGUGACGUCACGAUAAAAAAUAUAGUUAUGAUCACAGUUCUCGUUUGAUUUUUCAAAAGGCCGUAAGAACAAGUGAAAGUUUCUCUUUGUUUACUUUCUCUUCUUUGAAAUACUAAGCACUCACCUGCUAUGGAAGCUGGUUACUGAAACCGACGCAUUUUGUUUUGGUGGCGUUGUUGUCAACAAUAUGUUAAGCUACGUUCAUACCAUACAAUCAAACCACACUUGUGUCAAAAGUUAAUUUUCUUCAAACCCAAUAUAAAUAUAACUCUAGUCUAGUAUUAUCUAUAAAACUAGUAAUUUGACCUCUUUUUGAAUAAGAAAAAGAAAUUGUCGUUUGUUAUAGUUUGAUUAUAUUCCAUCGAAAUCGUUUCCUUAUGUUGGUGCAACCGCAUGAAGAAAAAUGUGAACGUGUGAACACUGCUUAAACACAGCAUUUGACAGCGAACUAGAACCAAAGAACCAAAAUUUUCGGCUUCAAGCCAAUUGUAUGCAGAUGACAAUCGUGCCACCGGGGUGAUACUAAGCGGUUUUCACGUUUAUCACUCAACUCUUUAUAAAAUACCCGAAACUUUCGACUUUCAAACAGACUUGUAAAAUCCAAACAAAACUUGAUAACCACGUCAUAAUAAUCGGAAGGUAAAGUGAACAAGGAGAAUCUGUCACUUGGCCAUUGGAAAAAAUCAACCAAGAGUUCUGAUUCAGCAUACUUUCAUACUGUGCAGUUCGAUUUGGUGUGAACUGUGCAGUAAUAUUAGGUUUAUUACCGUCACUGCUAACCUCAAUCGGAUGAACACUUUAUGACAGUUCAGCAGUACUGUUUGUAAACAGAGAUUUUUUUGUUUAUCUUUUGACAAAUUUGAUGAGACCGUUUACGGUUUAUAUCGCCUAAAUAAAGUUUUAAAACAUUUGUUCAAGAUUGGAUACGAUCUGUUUUUGAGAUUUAUUGAAUAAAAGUGACUAGUAGCAAAGUGUAAAGUAGAUUAUUCAAGAUGUGCUCUUCGAUUUUUGUUCAAGCUUGUUUGUAAACAGUACCGCUGAACUGUGAAGGAUGAAUGCUUGUUCAUUUGUCACGAUCUAAUAAUCUAAUCUAAAAAAUCUAAUAAUCCACACUUUUUGAAGUGUGUAUUUUCUUUGUCGGGUAGUACAAAAUCGUAAAAAUCGACACAUUGGACUGACGUAUGUUUUACUUAAUUUCUUCGUAUAUGAUUCGACAUCUUAACAGUAAGUGUAAAUCACCUAUAUCUCUUUCAAAUGAAAUCGUAUUAAAACCUGUAUCAUAAACUAAGUAGCAGAUUUAUUUCAAAUGUUUUCAAACUGGUUUGACACUUACAGUUCAAUUAUCAUGCAAAUACAUAAAAAUUUUUGAAAAUGCUUAGAUUUAAUCAGGUUUUACAGCUCAUUCUCAUGUAGAAUUUAACCAUAUUAAAUACAUGAGAAUUUGUGAUUGUCAUGCCAUCGGUUUGAUAUUGAGUUUUAAAUAACAAUUUCAAAGUAGUUUUUGUCGACUGAUAAAAAAAAUCUUAUCGUGCUUGAACAAAAUGGCUCUGUUUGACUAUCCACAAUUCUAUUACACCCAAAGCUCCGUUUACGUACAUUUUUUUUUACGUUACCUCCUUUUACGCAACUUUGUUCACAAACCAAAUCCCAAAUAACGUAAACGAAUCUACUUCGAAAAGGAGGUUUUGGCAAAGCUUAAAAACGAGUUCUGGAUAAUUGAUAUUCCAUGGAAACAUGAGUAAUUUUGGAACGGGUUUGAGAAGUACAUUCCGGAGAACAAUGUUUGAGUUCGUUCCGAAAUCUAAGAUGGCGACUCCCAGUUUAUUGAUAUUCCUUCGAAACCCUUGCAAUAUGAGUUUCGAAAUCCAAGCUGGCAACCUUCUGUUCAUCGAUAUUCUUUGGCAGCACAAACUUUUUUUGAAGUAAAUUCCAAAUAACGCAACAUUUUUUUACGAACCAAAUCCUAACCAACGUAAACUUUUUUUACGAAGGAAAUACCGAAUAACGUAAACUUUUUUUCACGAACUCACUUGGUUUACGAACCCCCGUUUAUUUCGUAAAUGUAGGUCUCGGUGUACCUGGAAAUACAUACAUCACAAAAAAAAAAAAAUACAAUUUCACUGAAUUAGCAAGCGUUACUUCCUUUUUUUGUUUACAAUCUCUUCUGCUUCAUGUGACGUUAUGACGAAGAUUUCCAUUUAUUUUGCAGUACUAACGAGCAAUAACGAAUACCAUAAAUUUUAGCAAUUGAUAGAAAAGAAUGCAAACAAAGCGAAACGGUCACUACACACUUAAAUUUAAUUACCGAUCACAGCUGUGCAAACCUCGGUAGGUGAUUUUUUCAGUAAAAAUAACAUUUCAUUACAGCGGUACCUUAAAGUACUGCUGUUAACAAAUGUUUAUUUGUGUUGAUGUAUCAGUAGAACGAGAAUGUUCGAUAGUUCGGCUGCUCUAAACUCGUCAUAAGAUGGGAAAAUACCGAAUAAAGUUUAGAGUGUACUGUCAAUGUCUCUAAAAUAUGUAGUACGAAGCCAGAUAAAAUCAGUUUCACGAACCUUCGUGCAGUCGUUUUGUUCAACACUGUUUAUUGUUUAUGUUUGACACUUCAUGUGACCUUGACAGACUGAGUAAAAUCAUCGUCAACUGUAAUCUGUACAGUGAAAAUGACUGUCAAAUGUUUACGUUUUUCUUCAACAUAUUGCGCUCGUCAUACUUGAUUAGACACUUGUGGCAAAAAUAUUUGCGCAGUCCGUUUCCUGCAGUACACACAUACAAAUAAGUCCAAUAUAUGAUAACUAGUGAUGCCACUUAUGCAGAUUUAUACCUGAAUUUACAAAUUUCUGAUUAACGCCGCAGAUAUUUAAGGAUUGUACUUAUUAUCAAAUGUACAACAAUUUAAUUUCACAAACUUUUUGAAACCUGCGUAAAAAUUUAACCUGGCAUCCCUGAUGUGCACAGCGUAUUUCAUUUGUACUAAUAUUAGUGUGUGAGCGAAAAGCUCCUGUCAAAAUUUUUACCGCUGGAGUCUAAAAAUUCAUAACAUCGGCAAUAAUUUUUUUUUCCGAAAAAAAUGUGACAACCGUAUUCACUCAUAGGCAAAUGUGUUCACCAAGUAUUUCGAGGGAAUAACUGACUGUCAGAUUUUAAUCAGAAGGUAAAAUUAAUCGCAAAAUGGUUCACAUCCUCAGUAGCUUCAUUUUCCUUAGAAUAGGGUAACAGAGGUAAUUUGGCCCGCUUUAGGAUCGAUUUUAUUUUGGCCCACUUUGUAAAAAUAUUCACCAAAUGUUUUAAUAUCUUUGAAAAAUCCUUCCGCAGUAGGUAAUUUAAUGUGAUUAGCUUCAAACUGAUGCAACAUGGGUUACCUAAGAUCGAUUGAAUCCAUCUAGUUUGUUAGGUGGGCCAAAAUAUAUGAAGUGGCCAAAAUACCUCUGUUACCCUACUUCUUGGUAUAUUCAACUCCAAUUCCAGAACCAACACAACCCAAUGAAUUUACUACACAAACUGUACUGAAGAUAUUUCAUAGGGCCCCUUUAUAUAAAUUACUAAAAAGCAAAAAGCCAAUGCUUUAAUAGAAAUGGAAAUAAUGAGAAAGUCUCUCAUAUUUCUGUCAUUUGUUACGUGUUCAUCAACUGUGACAAUUAACGAAACUGCACCCAAAAACACUGAUUGAAAACGUUUCUUCCGAUAUUCGGUGAACGGCAGUAUGACUGUAUGACUGCGAACUAUUAUCGAACUUGAACUAGCAGUUUGUGGAUUUCUGUUAGAAUAAUUCAACCCCUCCCUACCUGAUGUUGGUUAACGCUUUGUCGAAAGAUUUAUUACUCAUUCAUUCAUUGACAAAUUUUAAGCGUGUAAAUCACUCUAGACUUUGGACUAACAUGCGUAUUCCAAUCCUUGCUAAAUUUUUCGAAACUCAAACAUUUGAAAUCCGCUCGUCUAACCUUUUCUUCUCCUGUUAAAUCUUGUUUGAGUUCAAACAGAGCUUAGAGUGAUUUUCCCCGUGGACAAAUUCGUCUAGCUAUCUUUCAUUCAGAACCAUAUCAAUCGACUACUUUCUGUGGUAUUUUCUUUUCCUUUGCUUUGAUCAAACCGCUUGCCAGGGCACAUUCCAACUCUAGACAUUGUUUUGCUUGUUCAAGUAAAAGUGAAUAAUGAAAUGAAAAAAAAAACUUACACAGACAAACACACAAACACACUUAUGCAACACACGUAUACAUAGAACAAGGUCAAAAAUAGUAGAUAAAUGUUUUGGAUAAAAUUCAAAAUUAACGUCAAACGACCCAUAUUUUCAGUUUCAUGAAAGUGUUUGGAGAUAGCAUAAAUACUGGAAAUAAAUAUAUUGCGACUGUGUGAAAAAAAAAACAAAAAAAAAUAUUACAACUUUCGGUUAGUAGAAAUAUUGAGCUAAGCAAACUCUUAUAAAUAUAAAUUCGUAUAGGAAUUAUUUAUUGUAACUAUUAAUUAUUACCAUUAUUAUUGAGAUGAGAAACGUUCUGAAUUAUCACUCACAACCUAAUCAAACAAAAUCACGAAAGUUUGACUAUUUACGGAAACAGUCAAUCGUCGGAUAAAAGAAUAAAACCUAGUAUUAGUUGGAGUUUUUAUUUCCCUUACGAAUAACAUUAAGUAAACCCACUAUACGAGCAUGUUACAUCAAAGAAAGCAGCAGAAAAAGUGCAUCAUAGAAAUGACAGUUACUGACAGACACCAUCCCAAAACAAACAAAAAGCUACAAGUUAGGUAUAAACAGCCGAAACCCUGUAGAUUGACUGCUAUUACUACUGCUACUAUUACUAGUACUACUACAACUACUACUACUAUUACAACUACUAUCAGAACACACCUGAGAUUGGGUUAAUGGUGGCAAUCAUCAACAACAGCAGAUUAUUGCAAGACAAAACUAUAUACAGUUAUGGAAAACAAACGGUAGUUCUAGGAACUAGUAAUCAAACCAAUAAGGAAAAAGCAAAAUAAAAAAGAAACAGAACAAAACAGAAACCACUAAUAGCCUUUAAUAAAAAAACAGAAACAAAACCUAAUUUAAUGUAUGUAAAGAGUAAGUAGAACACACCCCCUCUACGGCUAUCAUGAAAAAAGAGAAAAAUUAAUCUGAAGAAGUAAACGAAUACAAAUACAUGAUUGGCAGAAAAUCAACACUCACACACGCAAAAUACAUACUGCACACACAUGAAUAAGGUAUAAUAAGAGAGCUGCCUCUGAAUGCGGCCGAAACAAUUACUGACAACUAACAACAAAACAGCAGCAGGUAAAAAAACGCAGAAAUUACUAAAAACCCAACUUUACGAAAAGUAAAUCUAAAUAAAUAAGUGAUUAUGAUACAAAAUAAA